GAAACUAGUCUGUCUGUGUCAGUGUGAGCAGUGAAAUGGCUGAAGGUGGAGAUUUACUGGAUCAGGACCAUUUGAGCUGUUCGAUCUGUCUGGAUCUACUGAAGGAUCCGGUGACUACUUCCUGUGGACACAGUUACUGUAUGGACUGUAUUAAGGGCUGCUGGGAUCAUGAUGAUCAUACUGGUGUCUACAGCUGUCCCCAGUGCAGACAGACUUUCACCCCAAGGCCUGUUCUGAACAAAAACACCAUACUGACUGAAGUGGUGGAGAAACUGAAGAAGACAGGACUCCAAGCUGCUCCUCUUGCUCACUGUUACGCUGGACCUGGAGACGUGGUGUGUGAUGUCUGCACUGGGAGAAAGCACAAAGCCAUCAAGUCCUGUCUGGUGUGUCUGGCCUCUUACUGUGAAACUCACCUCCAGCCUCACUAUGAAUCUCCUGCCUUUAAGAAGCACAAACUGGUGAAAGCCACUGGAAACCUGCAGGAGAAUAUCUGCUCUCAUCAUGACAAAGUUCUGGAGAUUUACUGUCGUACUGAUCAGCAGUGUAUCUGUUAUCUGUGUACAAUGGAUGAACACAGAGGCCAUGAUACAGUCUCAGCUGCAGCAGAAAGGACUGAGAAACAGAAGCAGCUGGGGGCGACACAGAGUAAAUUCCAGCAGAGAAUCCAGGAGAGAGAGAAGAAGCUGCAGGAUCUGAGGCAGGCUGUGCAGUCACUCAAGAGCUCUGCACAGGCAGCAGUGGAGGACAGUGAGAGGAUCUUUACUGAGAUGAUCCGCUCCAUUGAGAGAAGGUGGUCUGAGGUGAAAGAGCUGAUCAGAGAUCAGGAGAAGGCUGAAGUGAAUCGGGCUGAAGGACUCCUGGAGCGACUGGAGCAGGAGAUUGCUGAGCUGAGGAGGAGAGACGCUGAGCUGGAGCAGCUUUCACACACAGAGGAUCACAUCCAUUUCCUCCAGAGCUGUCAGUCUCUCUGUGCCCCUCCUGGACCUGGAGACUUACCCAGCAUCACUGUCAGUCCACACAUCUCUUUUGAGGCUGUGAGGAAAUCUGUCUCUGAACUGAAAGAGCAACUGGAAGGCAUCUGCAAGGGGGAAUUAAGCAAAAUCUCUCAAACAGAGGAAGAGCCUCCAGAGCCCAGGACAAGAGAGGACUUCUUACAAUGUGAAUUCCUGUGGCUCACACUGGACCCCAACACAGCGUAUGAAUACCUCCGUCUGUCUGAGGGGAACAGAGAGGUGACCCGUGUGAGAGAGAUCCAGUCAUAUCCUGAUCAUCCAGAGAGAUUUGACUGCAGGUCCCAGGUGCUGUGCAGAGAGGGUCUGUCUGGACGCUGUUACUGGGAGGCUGAGUGGAGUGGAGAUGUGGUUCAUAUAGCAGUGACAGAUAAAGACAUCGGCAGGAAAGGGAAGGGUGAGGACACUGCUCUGGGACGUAAUGACAAGUCCUGGAGAUUGUACUGCUCUGCCUCCUAUUACUCAUUCAGGCACAAUAAUAAGGACACUGACAUCCCUGUUCCCUCCUCCUCCAGAAUAGGAGUGUACCUGGAUCACAGGGCAGGAACUCUGUCCUUCUACAGCGUCUCUGACACAAUGACCCUCCUGCACAGAGUCCAGACCACUUUCACUCAGCCCCUCUAUCCUGCGUUUAGGAUUUGGGGUUCUGGAUCUUCUGUAAAACUGUGUGAUCUAAUGUUGCCCCAUCUCCUGGAGUUCUGCUCUCCCUCCAGUUACUCUUUCUGGCACAAUAAUGUGAGCGUUGAAAUCCCUGUUCCCUCCUCCUCCAGAAUAGGAGUGUACCUGGAUCACAAGGCAGGAACUCUGUCCUUCUACAGCGUCUCUGACACAAUGACCCUCCUGCACAGAGUCCAGACCACGUUCACUCAGCCCCUCCAUCCUGCGUUUGGGCUCUAUUGUUACGGGUCUGCUGUAAAACUGUGUGAUCUGGAAUCAGGUGGAGCGUGAAGGGAAGAUCUAACCAUCUGAGACCACCCGGGUCAUUGGCAGGCAGUAAAGCACUCCUAAUCAAACGUUAAUAAUUAUGAUUUUUUUAAAUGUCAUGCUUUUAAAGGCUAAUAUUCUCACGGAGCUGAUGGUCACACUAUCGCAUAAUAAAACAAGCCAGUCCUUUAUGCGUGUAAAUGGGGGGUGGGGUUUACCGUGCAAAGCAAAGCUGUUUUGCUCUAUAACUUUGACCGACAACAUUGGAGAGCAAAUCGGAGACUUCCAUUGAAAAAUGAAUCUAAACCAACCAGAGGUGGAGAUACCCUGCGAAGAACGUGGGCAGUGCAGCUGCAAAAAGUCGCCCACUUUGCUUCUGUCAAGAAAGGGGUUUGAGGAGCGUAACUGACGGUCGAACUCUCCUGCUCAUAGGCUUUUAUUUUAAUUAUUAUUAUUAAUCUUACUAUUACUAUUAUACAUAUUACACUCACGUAGUGAUUGCGUGGCUGUCUACGGAUUGGGGUUUGAGUGUGUGUCGACCCGUGUGGAUGACGUCGCGGAAGUGAAGGUAGAUCUCGCACUUCUCAAACCCUUCUCAGUAUGAUAGCCACGUCGCUAAUGCUAAUUUUACUGGUAGUAGGUUUCUUUUCCGCUUCGCAGCCACUGGAUAGCAGGCAGCCACGUCGCUAAUGCUAAUUUUACUGGUAGUAGGUUUCUUUUCCUCUUCGCAGCCACUGUGGGAAGGAUAGCAGGCAGCCACGUCGCUAACGCUAAUGCUAACAGCGCGGUUCCUCUAGACGUAACAAGCUGAGUUCCUCCAUUAAAGUUCCAUGGCUGCUCCGCUCGCAGUGGGCUUGUGCCAAAGGAACGUUAUUGGAGUAACUAUAUAGUGUACAUAGCAUUAUUGCGCAUGCAAUCGUACAGUUAAGCUGGUUGUAUUUGGUUUGUAUUUUAGAUCUAUGUAGUUCAACACUUGGCACAGUUUUGUUUUCUUAGUAAUUUGUACUUAGAAUUACAUACAUAUUGUAUGCUUUCUGUGAUGUGUGAUAUUGGUUUUGGUUGUUUUGUCACGCCAAGACCAUGGAGUGUCAGAAAUAUGAAUAAAAAAACCUUGGAACACA
Messenger RNA from Conger conger (European conger), 3058 nucleotides. RefSeq names its product tripartite motif-containing protein 16-like. Gene Ontology annotation, molecular function: protein binding; zinc ion binding. Lineage: Eukaryota; Metazoa; Chordata; Actinopteri; Anguilliformes; Congridae. Bases 36 to 1961 code for a protein of 641 amino acids. The record is from RefSeq and is a predicted model, not a curated record. The transcript is spliced from 8 exons.